CUCGUGUCGCGUUUUUGCAUAAUAUUAAAAAAAUGAAUGAAAUUGGUCCGAUACAUUUGAAUAUUCAAACAAAGUUGACGGACUCCUUAAAUCCAACAACUCUAGAAAUAAUUAACGAAUCUCAUUUACAUGCAAGCCACCAAGCAAUGAAAAAUGUAAAGAGUAAAGAAACACAUUUUAGUGUAUCAAUUGUUUCAGAGAAAUUUGAAGGAAAAACAUUAGUGCAAAGACAUAGGCUUAUAUACCAACUUCUUGAUGACGAGCUGAAAACGGGUGUACAUGCGUUAUCAAUAAAAGCCAAAACGCCAAAGGAA
Molecule: messenger RNA, 314 nt
Organism: Racocetra persica
Lineage: Eukaryota; Fungi; Glomeromycota; Glomeromycetes; Diversisporales; Gigasporaceae
Source: the annotation of a GenBank genome assembly